Molecule: messenger RNA, 1074 nt
Organism: Tetranychus urticae (two-spotted spider mite)
Lineage: Eukaryota; Metazoa; Arthropoda; Arachnida; Trombidiformes; Tetranychidae
Gene: Blos1
Product: biogenesis of lysosome-related organelles complex 1 subunit 1
Biological process (GO): endosomal transport
Cellular component (GO): BLOC-1 complex
Source: RefSeq, a predicted model, not a curated record
CAGCUGUUCAAAAUCUGAUUUGUUUUUAUUAAAUAGACAUUAUUUGUAUUUCUAAUUACACUUAAAUAUUAUCUAUUUUGUUAAGCAGUGUACUUUAUAUUUUUUUCAGUUUAAUGGAAUGUCAGCUCUAGCGUUCAUGCGAUUAUCAUCAUCUAUUUCAAGAUUCAGUUUGGGAAAUAUUGUUCGACAUCGAGAGAUCCUAAGUUCAUCCUCCUCACAUCUGUAUUCCUCUAGGUGUAUUCAAACUACAAGAACCAAUUUCUUUUGGAGACCUUACAAAUUCAGCCACCUGAAAUCAAUAACUCCCUAUAGCAGUACAGUAUUCAGCCCGGAAAAGAGUUAUCUGUUUAUCGUAACUGUCGCCAUAGUUUCAAGCUUGUUUAACAUACCUAAUAUCGUGCUCAGAUUUAUCCCAGAAGUCUACGAAUCUGUUCGAGAUUCUUUUUAUUUGUUGCUAUCAGAUUUAGACUUCACAAAUACCUAUAUUCCUGGUACGCUUCGGGAAGAUCAAAUCCCUGACGUUAAAAAAUCAUUAAAGAAGGAUUGAGACCUAAGGAGUAAAUUUCUAAUCAGUAGCCCUAAAAAUAAUAACUAUAAAUAUGUUAUCUUCGAUGCUAAAAGAACAUCAAAUCAAGCAACAAGAAAGAAAAGAAGAGAUAGAAAAGAAAAAACUUGUGGCCUCCGAAACUGUUAAUGAAUUAACUCAUCAUUUAGUGGAUAAUCUAAACGAAAGUGUUGCUCAAGCUUAUCUUAACCAACGGAAAUUGGAUGCUGAAACAAAACAGCUUCACGUAAAUGUUAUGCAGUUUUCGAAACAAGUCAAUCAAUGGCUUUCACUGAUGCAAAAUUUGAACAAAUCUGUUAAGGAACUUGGUGAUGUCGAAAAUUGGGCAAAAAGUAUCGAAAAGGAUUUGAGACUUGUCUCUUCUGCACUCGAAUAUGUUUAUAAAGCAGGACCUCAAUCGAAAAAUUAGUAGUUUCAUAGGAUUGUUAUUUUUUAGAAAACAAUAUGUAACUAUAGAUGAUUUGCUGUCAUGUUUUAAGUGACUAAUUAAAUGCUUAUUAAAUAAGUGA